AUGGCGAGGUAUCUGCGACCCCCAAACUCCUCUCUCUUUGUUCGGAAUAUCUCAGACGACUCCAGGCCAGAAGAUUUGCGGCGCGAGUUUGGUCGUUACGGGCCUAUUGUAGACGUCUACAUUCCACUUGACUUCUAUACGCGCCGACCAAGAGGAUUUGCUUACAUUCAGUUCGAAGACGUGCGAGAUGCCGAAGACGCCCUCCACAACCUGGACCACAAGUGGGUGUCCGGUCGCCAAAUUGAGAUCCAGUUUGCCCAGGGAGACCGAAAGACUCCCAACCAGAUGAAGUCAAAAGAACGACACUCCCCUCGCAGUUCUUCACGUUACGACGACGAUCGGCGAAGACGCUCGCGCAGUCGCAGCUAUGACCGCCGUCGGUCGCGCAGCCCUUCCUACGAGCGGCGACCGCGUAGAUCCGUCAGUCCCAGAGCUUCACGCUCCUAUGGCCGACACAGACGCAGUGGAAGCCAUGAAAACGACAAGUACAAAGGCAGCCAGCAUGAAUGCCACAGAACCCAGCGUGACCCUGCGACUCGGAACCGCUCGACGUCCCGUUCGCCCUCCCGCGCCAGGCCCAAAAGCGGAAAAAGCCGGUCCCGGUCGCGCAGCCCCGAGGCCCAAGAAGAAAACCAUCCAGCACCCGGCGUCCGCAAUAACUCCUUCACCCGCUCAGUUUCGCGGUCUGUAUCACGCUCGCGAUCGCGCUCCCGUUCUUGGGCGGAGUACAAGUCCGGACACAGCUAA
Molecule: messenger RNA, 747 nt
Organism: Nerophis lumbriciformis (worm pipefish)
Lineage: Eukaryota; Metazoa; Chordata; Actinopteri; Syngnathiformes; Syngnathidae
Source: RefSeq, a predicted model, not a curated record